AGAUAUAGACCCCUCCAAGCAACAACAACAAAUACCCAAUCUCUCUCUCUCUCUCUCUCUCUCUCUCUCUAGAAGUUCACCCAUUUCUUUGGAGAAAAGCAACGAAUAGCGAGACUCUGUUGGAAAUGGAGUCACACAACUCUUAUGGGACAUCAUGGGCCGACCAGUGGGACUCCGGCCCGGACCCACUGGCACUUCCCGCCGAGCCCAAGAAGGGCGGCGGCGGCGGCGUAGGGAAGAAGGUGGAAGAAGGGCUGGGGAAGACCAAGGCCGUGGCUUCGAGUGGGGUGAGGAAGGUGAAGGAAGGGACCUCCGGAGGGCUGCGUUGGAUCAAAGACAAGUACCACAAGACCACCCUCAAACGCUGAUUUUUUCAAUUGGGUGGACCCCACCACCUAUACAUACAUAUACUUACAGGUGUAGAUGCAUGGUAGAGAUAUAUACACCUCUCUCUCUCUCUCUUUCUCUCUCUCUCUCUGUUUCUGUCUCUCUGUUUUCUUGAAUUUUAGUUUGAUACUGUUUUGACUCUGUUCUGUUUAUUCAUUUGUACAUGUAGAAGAUAGAAACUUUGAAUAAUACUUGUACCAUAUGAUUGUUCUUGUA
Messenger RNA from Rhododendron vialii, 603 nucleotides. RefSeq lists its product as uncharacterized. The transcript has a single exon. NCBI's taxonomy places the organism in Eukaryota, Viridiplantae, Streptophyta, Magnoliopsida, Ericales, Ericaceae. The coding region runs from base 126 to 368 and encodes 80 amino acids. The record is from RefSeq and is a predicted model, not a curated record.